Messenger RNA from Neurospora crassa OR74A, 1161 nucleotides. RefSeq names its product DNA-directed RNA polymerase I/II/III subunit 10. The record is from RefSeq and is a predicted model, not a curated record. Gene Ontology annotation, biological process: transcription by RNA polymerase II; transcription by RNA polymerase I; tRNA transcription by RNA polymerase III. Gene Ontology annotation, molecular function: zinc ion binding; DNA-directed RNA polymerase activity; DNA binding. The coding region runs from base 98 to 352 and encodes 84 amino acids. Gene Ontology annotation, cellular component: RNA polymerase III complex; RNA polymerase II, core complex; RNA polymerase I complex. NCBI's taxonomy places the organism in Eukaryota, Fungi, Ascomycota, Sordariomycetes, Sordariales, Sordariaceae. The transcript has 4 exons.
UUGCACCACCAUCUUGCCAGAAGCCGGUCGCUCAUCUGCCGCGAACAUCGCCAUCCCGCCAAACACUUUUUUGUAGGCUUUCGACUCGCUAACAAAAAUGAUCAUUCCAAUCCGAUGCUUUUCGUGCGGCAAGGUGGUGGGUGAUCUCUGGGAGAGAUACCUGCAGCUGAUCGAUGGCGAGGAGAUCACCGAUGGUGAUGCUCUGGAUCAGCUCGGCCUCAAGCGCUACUGCUGCCGUCGCAUGGUCAUGACCCACGUCGACCUCAUCGAGAAGCUUCUCAAGUAUACUCCCGAUGGUCGCAACGUCAAGAAGAUCGAGAUGCAGACACGCAAUGAGGAACAGGGGAUGUAAUAUGCCCGAGCGGUCGAAGAAUUCAUCAUCAACUAUUCGGGAAAGCCGACCACUCUAUCGUCCGGGAAGAGAAAACUGCAUGAUCAUUAGGCGUUUGGGAGUAUUAAGACAACUGUACCGGGCAGGGUAUAGAAGCGGCCCUGGUCUCGCAUCCAGGAGGCCGAAAGCAAGAGCUUGAUUUGGUUGUGCUUUUCUUUGGGUUAGAACCUGUGGCGUCAAGGUGCAUUUGGGACAACUGUUUCUGGUGUAAGUUCUGUUGGCGGUUAGGUCUACCGGAGCAACAUGGCCAGACACAACAGGCUACCUUUUCGGUUUGCAACUACAGUUGAGAGGUUGUGGUACCACGGAGAGCCAUUGUCUUUAGCCGGAACGUGGUACUUGCUCCGUGUGGCUAGAUGUGUCAUAACCAACCACAUCUGGUUAUCUACAUUGGCGACUUACAAGCCGUCAUGCUCGCCUGCGUGGUUUCCAACUCCUCGGGUUCGGAUGUCUUUUGGGAAUGGUGGAAAAGUCUACCGCUUCGGCUGGGCUGGACCGAUCGAAUACGAAGCGACGCUCGGAUUGGAUGGUCCUUACAAUUUGUGGGGGCAUCAAGCCAGUGCAAGGGAUGAUGGCGCUGGUGAACAAGAGACAUUCGCAAAAGGUAGCACGGCCUUCUAAAUCACACGUCUCAGUUUAUAACAUGGGUACAGACUGGGGUAGCCUACGCUAUUCGCUCAGAUGAGUAUGCUGAACGUCAUAUCUUUCAAAAGUAUUUCAAAUUCAGCGCCCGGUCAACUCUCUCUUUAUGAAGAAUUAUUCAUCUGUGU